AUGGUCUGUUUUCUGUGGACUGGGCCAACGGACCAGUGGCAAAAGGUGGUGACUUUGUCGUUGGACGAGGCUAUCAGCCAGCACGAGACAUGUGGGUCCCUCGAGAAUUGCUAUGAGUGCUCCCCUGACAGUCUCAGGCUCGUGAACUAUACCGGCACCUUCCAAACAACAGGCAACGCCUAUCUUGCACUCUGUGGCUGGACGCAGAACCCACUCAUUGAUUACUACAUCAUUGAGUCAAUGGGCAUACACAAUCCUUCCGAAAAUGUCAGCUCGACUCAGUACGGUUGUCUGCAGAGCGAUGGCGGUAUCUACGAGAUCUGGCAGAAGGCUCGCAUCAAUGCAUCCUCGAUUCAGGGCGACAAAACAAACUUCCAGCAGUUCUGGUCAGUCAGGACGACUGCGCACGUCGGUGGUACGAUUGAUACUGGCAAUCACUUCCGUGCCUGGGCCGCUGCUGGGCUGAAGCUGGGAUCUCAGCUCUACAUGGAUAUCGUCGUCGAAGGCCAACUCGGGGCCGGCAAUGCCACAAUCACUGUUGGUACGGCGCCCAAGACGAGUGUACUCAACUACCCGACCUCGACGUACAGGUCACAGCGUAAAGCAGGAACGUGUGCAAAGCCUUCCAGUACUUCGUCGGUCAAGACUUUAAGCACGAUGGUGGUGACAACGACGGCGGCCGCGGUAUCCAGGGUUGCGACGACUGCCGCGGGCACAACGUGA
Recurvomyces mirabilis is the source of this 723-nucleotide messenger RNA. RefSeq lists its product as uncharacterized. Lineage: Eukaryota; Fungi; Ascomycota; Dothideomycetes; Mycosphaerellales; Teratosphaeriaceae. Gene Ontology annotation, biological process: xylan catabolic process. Gene Ontology annotation, molecular function: hydrolase activity, hydrolyzing O-glycosyl compounds. The transcript is spliced from 3 exons. The coding region runs from base 1 to 723 and encodes 240 amino acids. The record is from RefSeq and is a predicted model, not a curated record.